CACCAUCUUUCUUCCUCAUUUCAUCUGUCCCUUGGCUUUUUUUUUUCUCUUUGAUUCUCCUGAUCCUUCUUAUUCACCCUCAACGUAGGUCGACACACCCACACAGCACACAGGCUCGGCGGAUUCACAUGCAUGUCUGGUCAGGGAGAAGACGCCCCAGGGCCACCACCCAGCUCUGCUUCAACCCUUCUAACCAGCACCAAUGCAUCUCUCCCAGCCAAUACCGAUCUCACAUCGCAUGCCAAUGUCAACACUAUUGUUCAAAAUCAAAAUCAUGAUACUAUAGCCGCUCAUGGCAAUCGAAGGACGGGGACUAUUGAACAGGAUACUGCACAGACUCAAACUCUGACUCAGGCUUCUCAGGCGCAGGCUCAGGCACAGGCACGAGUAAAACCUCACGAUACUAAUCGAGCAGCAACGACGACUACAGCAUCGACAGUACCUCCCAUGGACAAUCACUCUUCCCGUCACAUUGCCUCAUCCACUCCUCCAGUCUCCAAUAGUGGCAAUGUCAACAACAGCAACAGCAACAGCAAUAGUAAACCUGGUAACACUGGGACUACACCAACUAGUACAGGUAGGACUCGUGGUCCACCAAUGAGCCUCCCUCCUGGGGCUAUAGCUCAGGCCCAGGCCCAGUUCCCGACAAUGUUAACAACCCAAUUACAGCUGCAAGUGAAUACAAAGGCUCCCCCUACAUCGUCACCUCCAACUCUCAACCUCGUUCCUGCGACACCGGGCCCUAGCACCUCCUCCAACAGUAACAAUCCCAAAACCGGUACAGAUCUGCCUACUUCCAAUCCCUCCACGCUUUCCAAACAUAAAGGUCUACCUGUUCUUCCUUAUCUUGUCACGCCCAAGGAAGAAAAGAGUCAUGCGGCCAUCUUGGGAUUGUGGGAUUUUGAUGAAAGUCAUCAAUCUAGUAAACCUACAAGCAAGGUCACAAAAUCUAAUAAAGGCCCGCCCAGUACUUCUGAAGCUUUUGACUCUUCCAGAGUCGUUACGUCAAUGGGUGCUGAAGGCGGUCGAAAGGCUCUACUAGCGCUACAAAGUGUAGCAGCCGAAGGGGGUGAAUACAUCUCAAGCGGAGGGCCUAGAAAAAAGGCAUCUGCUCAACAGCUGACAUCUAAAUUUACGAUCCUUCCACCACCAUUAUCAUCAGCACUAUCAGUCGCAUCAGCACCAGUCUCUUUAAACAGAGAUCGUGAUGGAGAUUCAAAGGAGACUGGAAUGUCGCAAAAUACGCAAUUUGAGUCCAUAUCUUUGCCAGCAACACCUACUGCCACUGAAAGUCGUUCCUAUUGUUUGCCUGAGAACGGUUUUUUCCUUGCAGUUUUGUCUAUGUAUUGGUCAAAUCUCGUUGGACCCAGGAUAGAGCAGAUAUGGACCUCGCGGGUGGGUUGUCCUGACGAAUCAACAUUGAACCUGUUGGCUAAGCAAGUAUUGAAUGGUGAAGUAAUGCGCACCACGGAUACCAUUGAACCAAAGAUGGUUGUCCUACAGGAAGAAGGUUUGAUCGCCAUGUCGUAUCUUUACACUGCCCACCCAUCAAUGGCUGACAAUACUUCAUAUAGCUGCACUUUGGGAUCAACUACAGGAACACUCGCAAUGUCCACCAAAUUCGUCCUCAGUUUUGUAGUGCCGCUUGUGUAUCUGCAAAGUUUUUCUAUCAUAUUGCAUUAGGAAAAGAAGGCGAUCAGGUGUUUGGACGUGAAUUUAUUAAUCGGGCCAUCACAUCACAUCUGCAGACAAACUCCUCCACGGUUGUU
This is a messenger RNA of Lobosporangium transversale, 1769 nucleotides long. RefSeq lists its product as hypothetical. Bases 133 to 1683 code for a protein of 516 amino acids. Lineage: Eukaryota; Fungi; Mortierellomycota; Mortierellomycetes; Mortierellales; Mortierellaceae. The transcript has 5 exons. Gene Ontology annotation, molecular function: guanyl-nucleotide exchange factor activity. The record is from RefSeq and is a predicted model, not a curated record.